AAUUAUUUCUGAGACUUUAUAUGAAAUUGAAAGUAACUUAACUUUUAAAGAUUUGUUGUGCUUGGCUGAUAAUAAAUAUAAAUCAAAUAAAAUAGUUAGAGUUGAGGUUCAUUGCUCUGGAAGUAAUCAAUAUCAUUUUCAUGCAUCUGGAGUAGAUGGUAGUUUACAUGCUUUUGAAUCUUCUAAUAGUCCAUUAGAUGCAUUUGGUAAUAAUGAAAAUGCAUUUAAUUUAAUGAUGAAUAAAGCACAAGAAAGAAAACUCCCUGUGCAAAAAGAUAAUAACAAUAAACGAAAUCAAUUACAUAAUGAUCUUAUAAAUAGUUUAUCUAAAAUGAAUUGUGGAUGGUUUAAUGGAAAUAAAGCAACAAUAGGAGAAGUAUUUUUAAACAAACUUACUACACUCAUUUGGUAUAUUGAUGAACAUCAUUCUAAGUUUUUUGAUCGUAGUUUAUAUUUUCCAAAUUUUAUUAAAGAAUUAGCGCCAUAUACAAAUAAUCAAUUUUAUAAAAAAGGUUCACAUCAUAAAAAAGGAAUGUUAGAACGAGAUAAAUUAGAACUAUAUAUUAAUGCUAUCAAUGAAUCAUUAGAUCAACUGUGGGCUAGUAGUACUAGUUGGAGACCUUUUAUAACACAAGUACAUCAAUUUAUUAGUACUAUUCAAAAAUAUAUUGAAUAUCUUGAAAAUGUAAAUAAAAGUGGUAUAAUAACUAGAAAUGCAAUGAAUCCUGCUCGUAAUUCAAUUGAUAAUAGUACUGUUGAGUUAAAAUCAGAAUGCUAUUUUAGUGAAGUUAAAGAACAAUAUCAAGAAUUAGCAACUAUAAUAAAGAACUCAAAUGAUUAUGAAGUUAUUUCAAUUGAUAAAUACUUACCAUCAAAUCGUAAUCAAAAAUAUAACUUUAUUACUAACUUAGCUUUAGAUACUACUAUAAUGUUAUAUAGAUAUUAUCAUAGAAAUUAUCUUGGAAGCUUAAAUUUUGUAUGGCGUAUACCAACCAAUCCAAAUAUAAGAUCUGAAAAUUUACAAGCACAAGCAAUUAUUUCUAUUCAAAAUAAGCUACCACAAUAUUUUACUAGAGCAAUGCGAAAAAAUAUAUUUGCAAAGUAUUCUCUAUUAAGUAAAAUUACACCUCAUGUAUUAUCAUUAUUACAACAUGAUUUAACAGGAGAUGUUAGUGCUCUAGAAAAUUCCCAAUCUAAGGAGUUAGAUGAACAUCUUAGAUUAAUGCUUGAAAUUGGAGAUUCAGAUAUAUUAGUAGAUUUAAGAAUUAAUAAUGGUUUCAAAG
This is a messenger RNA of Racocetra fulgida, 1283 nucleotides long. Lineage: Eukaryota; Fungi; Glomeromycota; Glomeromycetes; Diversisporales; Gigasporaceae. The record is from the annotation of a GenBank genome assembly.